Molecule: messenger RNA, 587 nt
Organism: Chrysoperla carnea
Lineage: Eukaryota; Metazoa; Arthropoda; Insecta; Neuroptera; Chrysopidae
Gene: BORCS7
Product: BLOC-1-related complex subunit 7
Exons: 2
Coding region: 46-369 (107 amino acids)
Cellular component (GO): BORC complex
Source: RefSeq, a predicted model, not a curated record
UAACAAUGAAAAUAAUGUUUUAAAAAUUCAAAUUAUAUUUUCUUUAUGAAAAUGGCAUCUGCAAGUAGUACAAGUGCCCGUUCUUUAUUUGCAGAUUCCAAAUCACGCUUGGCUGAACGAGUUAAAGUAAAUGUGAAUAAUAUCGCAUCAUUAACAAGGCAAAUUAAUCGAGGAUCGAAAAGUAAUGAGAUGUUAAUGCAUUCUGCACGUAAUUUUGCAUUACAAGAAAAUGCAAUCGCAAAUUCUGAAAAUAAUUUAAGGAAUUUACAUUUAAUUACUGUUCAUCUUGGAUAUCAGCAAGAUGCUAUGUUAAAUUCAGCGCAACAACUUGAAGAAGUUAAAGAACAAGUUCGAGCUAUGCAACGCUAACUAUUAAAAAUUUAAUUCCUUGAAAAAGACUGUAUACUUAUUUGGGAAGUUUGUUAGAAAAUGUUUAAUCUACUAAACCUGUUUUGAAUAAUUCAUAGUUGAAUCUGGUAAAAGUAAAAUUGCAAUUUCAUUUCAUCUCAUUUAUUAUGCCACAAAUAAAAUAAAUAUAUGACUGGAUCUCGAUUAUAAAUAAUUUCCGAGUUUUUCCUAAUUUUUAA